UGCUCUUCAGUAAGAAGCACCGUAAGAAAAUAAAAUGGGCAUCGAAAGCUUUCUGGCAGGAGGUUUGACUUCAGCAUCAACUAGCGGACUUUCAUUGUUCUUUCCGAUUCUUGCUGCGUCGCUCGCCUAUUUUCAUUAUGAAGUUUUGGAUAAUGAAGCACCACCAAUUGAUGUACCGUUAGAGAUGCUAUUACCCUCGUACCACUUCAUAGUAAUAGGCGGUGGUAGUGCAGGAGCUGUAGUUGCUAGCCGUCUGUCUGAAAUUGAAGAUUGGAACGUAUUGUUGCUAGAAGCAGGCGGUGACGAACCUGAGGUCUCGGACGUACCUCUUUUCGCUGGAUAUCUUCAACUCAGUCAGCUGGAUUGGCAAUACAAGACUGAGCCACAGGGUGAUGCUUGCUUAGCAAUGGAGAACGGCCGUUGCAAUUGGCCUCGAGGUAAGGUUCUUGGGGGCUCCAGCGUGCUUAAUUAUAUGCUCUAUUUAAGAGGCAACAAACGAGAUUACGACAUUUGGGAGCAACAAGGUAAUCCUGGCUGGGGUUCACGUGAUGUCCUGCAUUACUUCAAGAAAUCCGAGGAUAACCAGAAUCCUUACUUGAUUCGCACGCCGUAUCACGCGAGCGGCGGAUACUUGACGGUGCAGGAGGCACCGUGGCACACACCCUUAGCGGCGGCCUUCGUCGAGGCUGGUCAAGAAAUGGGAUACGAAAAUCGCGAUAUCAAUGGCGAAUUUCAAACCGGCUUUAUGAUCGCCCAGGGCACUAUUAGACGCGGCAGUCGUUGCUCUAGUGCAAAGGCUUUUCUUAGGCCAGUCAGACUCAGGAAGAAUCUGCACAUAGCAAUGCACGCGCACGCGACCAAAGUGCUGGUGCAUCCCAAAUCAAAGCAUACCUACGGAGUAGAAUUCGUUAGGGACGGCAAGGUCUUUCGUGUGCGCGCAAAGAAAGAAGUGAUUGUAUCAAGCGGGGCCAUAAAUUCGCCGCACCUACUUUUGCUAUCAGGAAUUGGGCCGAAGGAACAUUUGCGAGAGCUCGGUAUUCCUGUGAUUCAAGAUAGCAAGGUAGGCAGCAAUUUACAGGAUCAUAUUGGCUUGGGUGGACUCACAUUCAUGGUUAAUCAAGAGAUUUCUAUAGUGGAAAAACGGCUCCAGAGUAUCCAGACGGUAAUGCAAUACGCUGUGAUGGGCGAUGGACCUUUGACGGUGCUUGGAGGUGUUGAGGGCGUCGCCUUUGUCAACACCAAAUAUGCAAACGCUUCGCUAGACUUUCCCGACAUCGAGCUGCAUUUCAUUUCCGGUUCGACGAAUUCGGAUGGCGGUAAGCAACUGAGGAAAGUGCAUGGACUAACGAAGAAGUUCUAUGACGCCGUUUUCAGACCGAUCAACAACAAGGACACAUGGAGCGUGAUUCCUAUGUUGCUACGACCAAAAAGUCGCGGUGUAAUCAAAUUGCGCAGUAAAAACCCGUUCGAUUAUCCUCUCAUUUAUCCGAAUUACUUCAAGGAAGCAGAGGACAUCGCUACAUUAAUAGAGGGAGUGAAGAUCAGUGUGGCUCUGAGCAGGACCAAUGCCUUCAAGCGAUUUGGAAGCGAGCUUAACUCGCAACAGUUUCCAGGGUGCGAACACAUAUCCAUGUACACUGAUCCUUACUGGGAAUGCAUGAUCAGGUACUAUAGUUCCACCAUCUACCAUCCGGUUGGAACGUGCAGGAUGGGGCCUUACUGGGAUCCCGAGGCUGUAGUCGAUCCGCAGCUUAGAGUCUAUGGCGUAACUGGAUUGCGCGUGAUUGAUGCUUCAAUCAUGCCAAAUCUCGUAAGUGGAAAUACGAAUGCGCCAGCAAUUAUGAUAGGCGAGAAAGGCGCAGAAAUGAUUAAGGAAUAUUGGUUGAAAUUUCCGAGGAACAGAUAGUUAGCGAAUAAUAAGACGAACCUGUACGCUUAUCUUCAUGACGAUGAGUAACGACAAUAUGUGAUAAUACGAGAACACUAGUGCUCGACGCGAAGACUUAAAAAAAGAAUUGAAAACUCUGGAUU
Messenger RNA from Mycetomoellerius zeteki, 2031 nucleotides. Its product is annotated as glucose dehydrogenase [FAD, quinone]. Gene Ontology annotation, molecular function: oxidoreductase activity, acting on CH-OH group of donors; flavin adenine dinucleotide binding. The record is from RefSeq and is a predicted model, not a curated record. The transcript has 4 exons. The coding region runs from base 35 to 1906 and encodes 623 amino acids. NCBI's taxonomy places the organism in Eukaryota, Metazoa, Arthropoda, Insecta, Hymenoptera, Formicidae.